Melanaphis sacchari is the source of this 2496-nucleotide messenger RNA. Its product is annotated as protein FAM91A1. The record is from RefSeq and is a predicted model, not a curated record. Bases 76 to 2433 code for a protein of 785 amino acids. The transcript is spliced from 15 exons. Lineage: Eukaryota; Metazoa; Arthropoda; Insecta; Hemiptera; Aphididae.
UGUUAAGUACAUAGUUGAAAUUUGAAUUAAAAAUUCGAAAAUGCUUUAAUAAAUCGUGUAUUAAAUUUUUCAAGUAUGAAUGAAGAAAUGGAAAAAUGUGUACUUCAAAAUAUUCCUUGGGCAAAUUUACCUCCAGCCAUAAAACAAGGAGUUGGAAAUUCUCUAAAAGAGUACAAAAAAUGUAUUUCUGUGUAUAGCAUAAGGAAUCAAGUUCGAUACAAAACAAAUUUAGUGAGAACAGUUGUUAAAAACGAACAAAAUUACUAUGAAGAUUUGAUGACAUAUAGUAGAGAAAAUUUGAUGCUCUAUCCGUACCAUCUGUCAGAUGUAAUUGUUAAAGGAUUAAGAAUAACACCAUUUCAAUUUUAUAUAUCAACUAUUAUACAUGUUAUGGAGUCAGAUAAAAGCUAUGAUUCAAUUCCAAAUUUCACAGCAGUUGAUUGCCUUAGAAUACUAGGAAUUGGACGUAAUGAAUAUAUUGAAUUAAUGAAUCAAUGCCGAACAAAAAAUAAACUUUUUAGAAGGAAAAAUGAGAUACGACCAAUGUUACCAUCUCAACCAAUAGAUCUAAAUCCAGAUCCUUGGUGGACUGUUGAUGUUGGAUGUUUGUUCGAAGAUGAUAUUAAAACCAUCAAUGAAGACGAAAAAAUAUUUAUUGACCACAUAAUUGAUAAUGGACAACAAAUGGCUGGAAACUUAGAUUACAAUAUACUCCACAGUCUUUACAAAAAAGGCUUAAUUUACUAUGAUGUUCCAAUAUAUGAUGAUGACCAUAUAAUAGUAUCAACACUUGGUGGUUUUGUUAUGAACAGAGUGCUUGGUGAUAAUUUUGAAAAUCUUCUUUACAAAAUUUUUGUUUCUAUUGAUGAACACACUUCAGUUAGUGAGUUGGCUACAGUAUUAGAAAUUGACUUGGAAUCUGUUAAAAAUGCAGUUUCCUUAUUUUGUCGAUUGAAAAUCGCCCAAAAGAAAAAUCCUAAAACUUUUUCUACUCAUUUAUCCUGGUCUAGUUCUAAAAAUAUUCCAAAAUUAGAAAUAGCAAAUGAAGAAAAUGUAUCUGAUUUAUCUUCUUCAAUAGUAUUAUCUACUGAAAUACCAGAUAAUCUUGAUUCAUCGCCAGAUAAAUGUAACACUGAAAAAAGAAUGGCUUUUUUGUUUGAUUCGACUCUUACAGCAUUUUUGAUGAUGGGUAAUCUCUCUCCUAGUCUAAAAGAUCAUGCAGUUACAUUAUUUGAAGCUGGUAAAUUAACUGAUGAAGCAUUAAAUGUGUUUUUGGAUGAACUUGACAAAGUUGCUGAUGGUUACAGUUCUGGUAGUUGUGUUUUUGGAAGUGAAACUCCUAGUGCAGGUGAGAGUGAAGGUGAAGCUAGAAGAUAUUUUGAACAUGCAUUAACACUCAGAAGCACUGUGAAAGCAUUAAGGUCAGAAAAUUACUCUGGUAAACUGGAUCUUAUUCGAUGGGAAAGUCUUAAGUCUUUAACAGCAGAUACAUGCGUUAGAUUUUUGAAAAAAAAUUAUAAUUUAUUAAUGUCAAUGGCUCCAUUAAAUAAGGAAACACCUCUUUUAUCAUCACCAAAAUUACCACAUAUUGGUCCUCCUAUACCUGAAGUGAAUUCAGUUUGGUUUAAACUAUAUUUAUAUCAUAAAACAUGUUAUGGACCUCCAUCAUUACUUUUGAUUAGAGGUGUACGCUUAUGGAAUGUUCCUAAAAUGUUUAGACAUUGUUCUAAAGUAAUGAUAACUACUUGGGGACAUGAUCCACAUUUUAUUUCAAUUGAGAACUUAUUAACCAUUAUUAAUGACACAUUAAAAGAAUCACCAGUUCUUAUACAAGCUUGUAAUCCAAAUACUUGUGUAUUGCCAUUCCCAAAAAUGUACCAUUCACAAAAUGAACAUUCAUUUUUAUAUGAAGAAAAUUGUUUAAAAAGUUUAUCAAAUGUUUUAAACAUAGAAAAUACGUGUGGAUACAUAACUUGUGUCACAACACCAAAUAAAUAUGAAAAGAAAUUUAUUUCAGAACAGCCUAGUGAUGUUUCACCUAUUUUUCAAAAAAAUGGAGUCUCUCUCUUAAAAGAAGAAUUAGAUAAAUUAAAUGAUGCUACAUGUUUAAAAAAAUCAUUGCUAUUAGAACCUGUUUAUGAUAUGUCAGAGUGGACUUUGUUAGACUGUUGUUUUGGUGUGCCACUUUUUAAUUCAGAUGUCAACCAAAACAUUUGUAAACAUAUUGUAGAAAAUCAAAUGUGGAAUGAAGAAAAUGUUAUGAAACUUGUGGAAUCAAAUGAGUUAUUAUCAAAAGACUUAUUGAAUUUUAUAGAGUUAUAUAAGGACUCUGAUAAAGAUUUUGAAAAUUUAUUACCAUUUGAUAAAUCAUCAAUAGCAUGGCCUGUUGAUUGUUUGAUAUUUGAAAAUGGAAAAUUGACAGUAUGGAAGUAAAUUAAGUAUAUUAAAAAUAAUUAUUUUAAUCACAUUUAUUAUUAAUUUAUUACUAUAAUUCCA